Molecule: messenger RNA, 312 nt
Organism: Geodia barretti
Lineage: Eukaryota; Metazoa; Porifera; Demospongiae; Tetractinellida; Geodiidae
Source: the annotation of a GenBank genome assembly
AUGCGACGGAGUUCGGUAUCGGCGACUCGUGUGCGGAUCCACUUCAAGAUCAUCGAAGGCAAGACCGAGCGGACACAGCUGUUCGAAGGCAUCUGCAUCGCCCGCAAGGGAUCGGGGAGCAGCUCGACCUUCACGGUCCGCAAGAUCUCGUACGGCGUCGGCGUCGAGCGCGUAUUCCCGCUGCACUCGCCGAAGAUCGGCAGAAUCGAGGUCUCGCGCCGGGGCCGCGUGCGCCGCGCGAAGCUCUUCUACCUGCGCGAUCGGGUGGGCAAGGCCGCCAAGGUGCCGGAGCGCCGGGUCCGCAAGCGCUAG